Messenger RNA from Cricetulus griseus (Chinese hamster), 1242 nucleotides. Lineage: Eukaryota; Metazoa; Chordata; Mammalia; Rodentia; Cricetidae. The record is from RefSeq and is a predicted model, not a curated record.
AUGUGGGCACUCCCCCCGCCCAGCGCCGUUGCCAUUGGUGGGCUGCGCAGGCCGGUGGGCGGACGGACCAAUGAGGAUCCGGGAUCCUGCGGGCCGCUGAAGCCCCGCGGCAACGUCACGGGCUGGGCACACAGGUGGGCCGGAGAGGCGGAGCUUAGAUGGGCAGGAAGGCGGGGCUGAAAGUUCCUACUCGGUGGAAGCAGAGAACCAGAUAUGGAUAUUUCACCUGUAUGAAUGUACUGGACCUGGAGUUAUAGAGAGUUGUGAGCCACGAUGUAGGUGCUGGGGGUUGAACCUGGUUCUUAACCACUGAGCUACCUCUCCAGGGUCCUUUGCCUUCAUUUUAAAUGAAUUUUCGCUGGCCUGGUGGACUAGAGGAGCUGAUGUCACACUGAGGAUGGUGGGGGAUGGAGAUGGAGAUGGAGGCCGAGAGCCUGGUACUUCCUGCAUGGACAGGAUCUGAGUCCCUGCUGGGUUGCUUGUCUCCACAGGAGGCACUGGCAUGAAGCAGCAGAACUGGUUUGGGCUGACAGCCAAGAUGGGCACAGUGCUGUCAGGGGUCUUUUCCAUCAUGGCCACCCACAUGCACCUCAUCUUUGAAAGGAAGCAUCUCGAGAACAGCAACUGCACGGAUAACCUCCAGAGUCAGUUCACCAACGUGGUGAGCCACUUCAUCAUCUGCUGGAGCUUCAAAAUCGUUCUCCUCCUGUCCCUCGUCACCAUGGCGGUCAGCUGCUUCCUCCUGUAUUCUGUGUAUGCCCAGAUUUACGGGGGUCUCAUGAGCUACACCAUCUGGAUCUUCACCUAUGAGUCCAUCAACCUGGCUGUUCAGAUCUUCACCAAUGAGUUCAGCGUGGCGCUGGUCAGAGCCAUGCGCUGGUUCGGCUGGGUGUCCCGUGCAUCCCUACACAGCCUCUGUCUGUACUUUGUCGUUACCCAUGCCCAAAUCAUCUACCAGAGUAAAAAACAGGGCAACAUAAUCUCUUACCAUAGGCGUAUCUCUUUGGGAGCCGGAGACGCUCCACGGCGGAAAUCAAAGAUUAUAACCUUUAUCCACCAUAAUAAUUAAAGGUGGCCAUUUUCCAUCGUGGAGGUUUUCAGGGUAGUCUCAGUCCCCCAGUCUACCUUUCUUGGAGGGGGAGGGCUGCUUUUGCUAUGCCUUAUCUUCUUUAGCCUCAACCCCUAGCUAUGUCUCCUGUUAUAGUCCAAAUGAGUACAAAAAUAAAAUGAGAAAAAAAAGCA